AGUUCAUGGUCACAUACCGUUCUUAUUGCUGGUAGCACAAAAAAACAUCGCACCAACACAACACACUAAUAAUAUGGAAAUAAGUUAGUCUCAAAGUGCAUAAACAAAAGAAUAUGGCAGGCAUUUGCCCCAGGGAGGCUGUGAGGGUUAAAGUAAAGAAAUGCGAGUCAACCACAAAACCAGAGUGGCGAAAGUUUUCGGUGGACCCACAGAUAACAACUCUGGAGGUUCUGUAUUCCUUGCUCGCCAAGGCGUUUGACGUAAAGUCGGACUUCUCCAUUAAGUACAAAGCUUUUGAUCCGGCUGGCAACGAAAUUUACUUGGCCGUUCGAUCUGAUUGGGACCUCGAUGCUGCGUUUCUGCGAAUUCACAACAUUUCCAUUCAGACGGCCUCAGAGCCAUGUCUAAUACUGCAGAUCGAUGUAAAACCGUUCACAGUGGUGAGGGAGUGCGAGACAGAAUCGCCUGCGACAACCAGCCGAUCAAGCAGCAUAACCUCAUCGACACUCUCGGCCACCCCCAGUGGUGGGAGUACGAGUGGUGCCCGGGAGCUUGUGUCGCCACUACAGUCGUUGGGUGUCUCGCAGAAAUAUGUUCAACACAUGCAGACGAAGCUGCCGGGCCUCAUCAUGAAUCACAUGGAAAAGACUUUUUCAAUUGUUCAGAAGGCGUUCAAUUUGUCCGAGGAACACAUGGCCAAUCUUCCGCCACGGCCUCCCAUGUGCGACAGCGAGUUUCGAAUGUUCCUGGAUGCUCUAGGCCAGAUCCAACGCAAGGAUGAGUUGCACAAAGUGAUUUUUCUGGGCGGGAUCGAUCCUAGCCUUCGCCGCGUUGUGUGGAAGCACCUGCUCAAUGUCUAUCCAGGGGGAACACACGGACUGGCCUUGGAUGGGCAUCAGCGCAUGGAGUUCAUGCGACGCAAAUCGGAGCAGUACAUCCGGCUGAGAGACACGUGGAAGGCGGCCAUUAAGCGGGGAAGUGUGGCUGGAGAGCUCGCCUACGUGACUAGCAUGGUGAAGAAGGAUGUACUCCGCACGGACCGUCUACAUCCGUUCUACGCAGGCAGCGACGACAAUCAGAACAUUGCAUCGCUCUUCAACAUCCUCACCACCUACGCCCUGAACCAUCCCUCGGUCAGCUAUUGCCAGGGAAUGUCGGAUAUAGCCUCGCCCCUGCUGGUCACCAUGAACGAUGAAGCACAGGCCUACAUAUGCUUCUGUGCCAUCAUGGCUCGCGUACGUGGCAACUUCAUGCUAGACGGCAUUGCGAUGACACAAAAGUUCGCACACCUCACAGAGGCACUAAGCUUCUACGAUCCCGAGUUCUGGGAGUACCUCAAGUCCCAGCAGGCGGACGAUCUACUCUUCUGUUACCGUUGGCUGCUGCUGGAGCUGAAGCGGGAGUUCCCAUUUGACGAUGCGCUGCGCAUGUUGGAGGUGCAGUGGAGCUCGCUCCGUUAUGGCAGCAAUUCCAGCAGCGAAUCGGAGCUUCAGUUGUUUGAGAAGGAAUUCUUGGCCUCUACGGAUGCCUCAGUGCCCAGCAGUGCGAGCACAUUCUCCACCUCCUACAGCGCGACGCCGAAUAGUCCCUCGUAUCUGUUAAGCAAGCCGCUCGAGAACCCCUACACAAAGGUCUGUGCACUGCGUCGUCAGAGCUCGUCCGCAUCUCUCAGCUCAUUAAGCUCUUCCCUCGGGCCUGGCGGUCAUGCUCUGGACAAUACGAAGCGGUUGAAUCACAGUCUGGACGACAAUAUGUCUCGACAUGCAGGAGUAGCCUCUCGUCGUCAGCGACGGACUUCUGCUAAAGUGCACCAGAGCCUGGACGAGUCCAAAAUGCUGGCGCUGAUUGAGGGUGCCACGGAAAGCACACUUGUUCAGUCAGUGCAAAAAUUAACUGCCGACGAGGAUUCCGAGCAGUACGAUGAUGUAUUUGAUAGGAAAGACUCCCCGCGCUUUCUUGAAACGAACCCGUUUAAGGAUGAUGCCCAAAAUUCCCCAGGAGUGGAAAGCCCAAAAGCUGCACCCCUAGGACGGGCCUUUCUAUGCAGCUCAUCCUCGUCGUGCAAUUUAGACGAGGAGUCAGGUGAAGGGAGGACACCGCAGGCCACCGAGGGACAAAAGCCACAGCAAAAUAAUAUUCUAUCCGUAAGCAAUAUCAUUGCAAAGCAAUUGGCAUCGAAUGCCAGUCACGUCAGCGAGAGUGUAAAGCGUAGCGGCAGCCACUUCAAGGAUCUCAAAGAGAAGCUUGCCUCAACAAGUCGCUUAGGUAUUCCGGUACCGUCCAAUGAAGAUGGCGAGACUGUCAUCACCGGUAAUGGCGAGAGCCAGAUGCCACCCAAGCUCGUCAAGAACUUCAACGAAUUUCUCAAUUUUGCAACAAUCAAUAAGAAUCGCAUCUCAGAUCGAUUUUCCAAUCAGCAGCUUUUGGCCGAAAAGCCGUCUCCCCCAUCCGCGACUUCGGCCAGCAAGCCGCUUGUUCAGUUGACCAAGGCCGGACUGGGAGGGUCGCUAGAUGAAUCCGACUCUUCCUCGCUGGCAGAUACUAGCUGUAGCGCCUCGACAGCGGACACAGCGAUACAACAGGGGCAAGAUUCGAGCAGCUACAAUCUGCAGCUGAAGUUGGAGAACUUCUCGACGGGGCAGCGCACUCCAGACUUGCAGCAUAGUGAACCGGGAGAUAAGGUGAGGAACCACAGAAACACAAGCGGCUACACACCCGACCAGGAGCCGGACCAGGAUCAAGAGUAUUAUCCUAUGACAAACGCCAUUACACGUGAGCUGCGUCUGGAGGCGGAAAACUUGGAUCGACAAGUUUUUGGGCUGCCUUUCACGGAGAACAAGAAACGGCCGAUUGUUGCUGAUGCCAUACAGUACGAAGAGCUAGACCAGGACGCUCUGGAUAUGGUAGAUGAUCUCAAGGAAAACGAAAUCAUAACGUGUCCCGACGUCAGCGAACUGCACAUGCGACGUCGCCAGCGAUUAGCGGCCACCAAGAGCAACAGCGUCCAGCUGAAUGAGUCGCGCACCUUCAAUCCAUUCACCGACGAGAACCAGCUGCUGCUAGACGGGCACAAUCCGCUGGGCAUGCGCAACAGCAGCAGUCUGCCAGAGGUGAUCUUGCCCAUCUCAACGGAACCGAAUCUGGUGGAAGUAUCCCCGCUUGUGGAGAUUGCCACAAAUGCCGACGACGAGAGCGCCUACAUCCGUUCACCACAGAGAACGGGCAAUCUGAAUGGAAUCGCCGGAACACUGGGCAUUACGGCGGCUGCACUGCCUCCGCCCUCAGAAUUCGGUGGUGGCAAUGCCUUCCUCAUGUUUCUUUGCCUAACCCUUCUUCUGCAACACCGCAACACCAUCAUGAAAGCGGGAAUGGACUACAACGAGAUUGCCAUGCACUUUGACAAGAUGGUACGCAAGCACGAUGUUACACGCGUUCUCAACCAAGCCAGGCGAAUGUAUGUCGAGUACUUGAAGGCCCAGAGCUGUCUGCAGCAUCAGCAGACGAGCAGCACGACACCCCCUACGGGCAACUCCGGGUCGACGAGCAGGCAUUUGCCUGUGACCAAGACCUUGCCUGCAUAAGAUUUCUUCAUAAUUUGCUUAGCUAGUUAACUAGUCUUCUGAUUCUUUCCAUGCUCUCGUAGAGAUUUGAAAACCACCCCUACUACGCUACUAUGAGAUAUUUACACAUUUAAUGAAGCUUGGGGGAGUUGGAACCAAAUUAAAGUUUGUCCAUUCCUUCAUACUAUAUUUAAACGCUCGCUAUCGAUGUCCUUAUAGUACUCAGCUAAUGAAACGUCUUUUUUUAUAUUAACUGAUACCAAAUAAUAUUAUACGAUUGAUUAUGCAAAUGGAAAGUUACCAAAAACCCAAAUUCUAAAUAAAAUAAAUCACUAAACAAGUG
Molecule: messenger RNA, 3903 nt
Organism: Drosophila guanche
Lineage: Eukaryota; Metazoa; Arthropoda; Insecta; Diptera; Drosophilidae
Exons: 3
Coding region: 114-3581 (1155 amino acids)
Biological process (GO): regulation of autophagosome maturation; activation of GTPase activity
Cellular component (GO): autophagosome
Molecular function (GO): GTPase activator activity
Source: RefSeq, a predicted model, not a curated record